This is a messenger RNA of Lachancea nothofagi CBS 11611, 465 nucleotides long. The record is from the annotation of a GenBank genome assembly. NCBI's taxonomy places the organism in Eukaryota, Fungi, Ascomycota, Saccharomycetes, Saccharomycetales, Saccharomycetaceae.
AUGAUGCAGAUCUGCCUCACUGGGACAAUAGAACCCCAGAUCUGCCUCACUGGGACAAUAGAACCCCAGAUCCGCCUCACUGGGACAAUAAAACCCCAGAUCCGCCUCACUGGGACAAUAAAACCCCAGAUCUGCCUCACUGGAACAAUAGCACCCCAGAUCUCAAUACAAUUCAUUCGACGCACCAAUUCGACGCACCAGCAGCUCAAUACCACUGCAAACAUGCGACGUAACCUCGCAAAUCUUGAAACCUCUUCUCUGUAUACGUUGUUUGCGUAUCGUAGCUUCUUGCAUUUAGCAUCAGGUUCUUUGCCGUUGAGGACAAUGACAAAGCAGUACAAAGUGAUGUUGAAGCGACAACAGCAUCAAGAACCACACCAAUUAUUGAGGCAAGUCUGGCUCAACAAUAAAAAGCGUGUUGACAUUCUUAUAUUCGGCCCAUCCAUACACAAUCGCACGUUCUAA